Molecule: messenger RNA, 2666 nt
Organism: Linum trigynum
Lineage: Eukaryota; Viridiplantae; Streptophyta; Magnoliopsida; Malpighiales; Linaceae
Source: the annotation of a GenBank genome assembly
ACAUGGAUGAUGGAUGGCAGUUAAUUUAGAUGGUUAUGUUGUUCUAUCGAAUUUCAUAGACGAUACUUGUGUACGCGGUUAGUAGUUGUAUGUUUAGAGAGUUUACACCAUCAAUUGGAAAGUUGCUUCAUCACUCAUGUAGAAAUUUGACAAGUCAUUCUACAUAUAUCGUUGGUGUAGCGGUUAUUAUACCAGAAGGUAGUACUCUAAUUUGACUCCACAUGGGUGAUUACUUACUCUCAUUUUGGUCUACGAUGAGCAUCAACAUGUUAGAUUUGUAUUACAAUCUCAAAGUCUCAUUCGUCGAUAUUUAGAUAGGACGGACCUCUAGUAUCUAUUAAAAAUGUAACUUGCUCGACUUCUUAAUGGUAAGAGUCUCCUUAUACCUACAAGUUUAUAUUUGGUUUAUGUUUAAUCCGAAUGUUGUUUAUUGGCUAAUGUAUUUAAAAUAAAAAGGUUUCCAUCUUCUACUAUUGAUAGAGGCAAUGGAGAUUUAACUCGUUUUUAAUCAACAAAUAAAGAAGAGAAGAAAUCCAAGAUUAGGAUAGACACACAUGAGCUACCAAACAUUUUCCCUAGUAAAACAGAAAGCUGCAAACUUUGCCUCAUGUCUUCCCUUCCUUUCCUUCCUUUUCUUAUCCAAACACUCUUCUCAGCCAGUUUCCAACUUACCCUUUUCUCUUCCCUCUCAAAAGAAUCAACAAAUUAUGCAAUCUUCUUCCUGUUCUUCUUCUUCUUCUUCUUCUUCACUCCAACCACUACUCUCCUUCCCACCCAAUCACAAGCCUCUAACCUUCAUUGAAGUCUCCCCAGCUCAUGGCAUCUUCUUCAACAGAGCCAUCAGAAGAAAGUCUUGCUCUUCAAAGUCUUGGGUUUCUGUUCAUGCAGUAGAGAAGAAGAACUCUCAACAACAACAAGAAGAAGAAGAAGAGCAAUAUGAGAUAGACACAGAUCAGGCUAAGCAAGCCCUGCAGCAACUUGACCAGCAGCUCCAACAACUCUCCACAAAGCAAGUCUCCCCUCCAAAAGUUAAAGCUUCAGAAGUGAAGAUUACAAGGGAGCAAGUGAAGGAAGAGUUCAGGGAGAUUCCAGUAUCUGUGGUUCCAUAUGUUGUGGUAGUUCUGUUUGCCUUCAGCAUCUUCUACAAUAUUCUGUUCCUCACUGUGAUAAAACCAGCCAUAGAUGGACCAGAGCUAACCCCUGGAGCUACCAUCAGGGUGGAAAUGGAACCAUCUCGGUACAGAAUUAUGCAGUUGAUGCAGCCAUUAAACCCUGAAGGGUUCCUGUAAUUAUGCUUACAUUACAUAUAUAGAGAUGAUUGUGAUCAAUGGUAUAUACCAAGAUUCAUUGUUCUCUGAUGCAUUUGAGAUAAUUGGUAACAAGGCAAUGGAAGCUGAUGGGGCCAUCUGAAGAGCCAUUCUUAGUGCUUGUGGAAUACAUGGGAAUGUGGAGGUGGAUGAUAAUGUUGGCAGGAAUGUGAUUGAGUUAGAGCCCUCAAAUCAUAUCAACUAUGUGUUGCUUUCAAAUGUUCAUGGAUUGGUAAAUAGAUGGGGAAGUUGUUGGGAAGCCAGGGAAGGAGAUUGAACUGAAAGGGUUGAGGCUAACUCUUUGAAUGGUGUAGUUCAUGAGUUGCUCAGUUGAUGGAGAUGUUGGUUGGACACAUUGUAAGGUCGUGUGUUUGAUUAACGUCAUCAAUCAGUAUAAAAUUAUUGAGCAACAUUCGAGUUGGUCGUGUCUUGUGUUCGGGUUGCUCGGUAUGUUCAGAUUACUGGAUAUCACAUAGUCCCGAUGUUUAGUAUGCCUGCGACGUCACUAAUGUAGUGACUAAAAAGGCGCACCAACCUUUGUUUAUUAACAUGCGAGGAAUUUGAACUACAAAAUCUAAUUGAAGUACAAGUAAUACACCAAAAAGAAAUAAGGGGCAGUAAAAGUAAAAAUAUACUCUCCUAUUCACAUAUCAUUUGACCUACAGUAGCUAAAUGUUUUGAAACAAUUACCCUCCCGAAAAAACAUACUCAAUAAGAAAUGUGUCAUAAUGAAGCAUCUGUAAAUCUAAAGGUAAUAGUUGUUGAAUUUAGCGGUCUCUAUCAAGUGAACGACCAUACGUGAAUCAGACCGCAGAACGGCCUUCUUUCUUAACCCUCAAAUUCCUAUGGAUGAUAGGUAUUAGAGAGAACAAAUAGAGUGAUAUUAACACUAUUGUUUCUUGUGUUUGUUUGUCCUUCUUAUGAGUUUGUUCGUAAUUCGAAUAGAUAACGACGGUUAGUUGUUAGCCAAUAAUUUGUCAGUAGUUUAACUUUAAUUAAUUGUAUUUUGUUUAAUGGUUAACCGAUAACGAUCUACUAUCAUAACCGCAUAUUCGUAAGAAAAAACCACCCGAAGUGAAGAACACCAAAUUUUCUUCCAAUCUUUGACCCGGCGGCCAACAAAAGUUUUCACUGCGGCGACCCGGUUUGACCCGACUUCUCUAAUUGGGCUUGCGGCCCAUUUAAAGACAGUACGGAAUAGCGUCCAUGUUCAAUGUUCCACAGAAUCCAAUUUGGGUUUCGCAUGUCUGCCACACUGCCCACUUUGUAUCACGCGCCGCCGUCUCUGUUCGUGUUUUUUUUGCCACUUGUUGCGGCCGAGCCCAUGGCGGCGCGUGUAAAUAACCAGGUACUCGUGUC